GAGGUUUAUAUGGGUAGUGGGAGCUUAAGAGAUUCGAAGAAACGAACUUCAGCAGUUUGCUUAUCUAUCUUUCACUGCCACCUUUCUCGGUGGUCUUCCGCCACCCAUAUAACAGCGGAGCAUAACCAGACCAUCUCUCAUUCUCUCCUACAAUAUCUAGUACUUCCACUCCUUUGAUCUUACGAUUUUCUUGACUUUUCCCCUAUUUUGUCUCACUUUCCUUCCUUUUCUCUUUGAAUCCGUUAUCUUCGCUCACUUUCCCUCCCGUUCUCUUUAAAUACUUGAAUCCACUGCGCUUCUGCCUUCUCUUCCCCGGCUCUCUAGCCGGAACCUCGUCGGAUCGGUGGUUCUGUUAGGGUGUGUUUUGGCUGUGAGAGAGAUGAAGGGUAGGGUUUGUGAGUUGUGUAAUGAAGAAGCUUCUCUGUACUGCGGUUCAGAUUCGGCGUUUCUCUGCUGGAGCUGUGACGCAAGGGUUCACGGUGCCAAUUUUCUGGUGGCUCGCCACGUCCGCCACACUCUGUGCUCAGAAUGCAACGGUUUGGCAGGGGACACGUUCUUCGGCGUCGGGUUUCAGCCGCACCGGCUGAUCUGUAGAUCCUGCUCGUCAGAGGUGGAGUCGGAGACCUCCACCGAUCACGACUCCAAGUCUUCAUCGUCGUCUUGCGUUUCCACCACCGAGUCCGCUCCGAGGAAGGGCGGCGUCUCGCGGCGGAAGGCGGAGAGGACCGGCUUCACGAGCUCAGAGUCUGCGGUCUCCGGCAUGGACUCGAGGUUUCCGUCGAAACUCCGGGCACCGUCGAGCUUGGACGCGAAGGCGGAGGACAUUUUAGUAAAUUGGUGCAGAAAGCUGGGGCUAAAUGGUAGUUGCACAUCCGUGGCUUCUCACGCGCUCGGUGUGUGUUUAGUCAAAUUGACCGUUCUGCCUCUACGCGUCUCGCUCGUGGCGGCGAUUUCGUGCGGCGCGAAGCUCAGCGGGGACAGGUCGGCAUACACGCCUCAGAAUCUGAAGAGGCUUGUGGAGAUCAGCGGAGUGCCGGCGAAGCUGAUCUUGGCAGCCGAGUCAAAGCUCGCACGUGUGCUGAAGAUGGAGAGACGGAGACCACGGCACGUGCGCGAUCGAGAGGAAGGCUGGGCAGAGUGCUCUGGGGAAGAAUUUAGAUGAUCAUGUCAAGAACUAAGAUCGAUUUUGUAAUAAUUUUUUUUUUUUUAAAAAGGCAAAAUUUAUUAUAUUAGAACAUUUUCUUUUCAAAUCUUCUUUUGUGUAUUGUGAUUUUAAAUAGCCCACCCAAUUUCAUA
This is a messenger RNA of Vitis riparia (riverbank grape), 1296 nucleotides long. RefSeq names its product B-box zinc finger protein 32. Lineage: Eukaryota; Viridiplantae; Streptophyta; Magnoliopsida; Vitales; Vitaceae. The coding region runs from base 380 to 1162 and encodes 260 amino acids. Gene Ontology annotation, molecular function: zinc ion binding. The transcript has a single exon. The record is from RefSeq and is a predicted model, not a curated record.